AAUACAUGCAAGAUCAUUUUAUAAACAUGUUAAUCCUAAUUUUUCGUGAAAAACCGUCAAUACUCAUUACUCAAUACCUACGAUAAUAUUAAGUAUUUUUUAUGAAAAAUUACAAUAGUAAUACAAUAUAUUUUGGAUAUCAUUGAAUAUUCAUUAUUUAAGUCAAUAUCAUUAUAAUAUUGUUAUUUUGUUGAGAAAUUAAAAAUUCUUAGAUUAAAAAUAAUGUUUAAAUUUAGUAAUGCUUUAUAGCAACACAAGUAGAUACCAAGCUUUAAUUAUUGCUUGAAACAUAAUGAAUGAAAUGGAAGAACGAAAAUGGUUAAAAAAAAAAGAAAAAGCAUUGUUGGAAAAUAAUUUUGAAAAUCUUUAUUAUGCUUGUAAAGAAUUGGCUGACAUUUAUGUUAACCAAGAAGAUUAUCAACAAGCAUUGAAUCAGUAUGAACAGUGUGAAGAAGCAGCUAAUCGCUGUGGUGAUGAAACACGUUUGGGUGUUGCAAAUCGAAUGAUUGGUGAAAUGUAUUGUUAUCUAAGUGAUUUUAAAAAUGCUAUUAAACAUCAGAAACUUCAUCUUAAAAUUUCUAAUUCUAAAAAUGAUAUAGUUGAACAGCAAAGGGCAUUAGCCACAUUAGGUCGUACUUAUUUUUUAUGCUCUGAAACAUUUGAUACCAAUGAGCAUAAAAAAUCAGAAGCACUAAGUACAUCUGUUAAAUAUUAUCUAAAAAGUUUAGAAGUAUGUAAUAAACUAGGUAAAGAAGUUGGCACAAAAACUUUAUCUGAGAUGAAAGCAAGGCUUUACCUUAAUUUAAGUCUUUGUGAAGAGUCAUCUAAUGAAUUGAAUAAAUCAAUGGACUAUAUAAAUAAAGCAAUGAAAUUAUGUACUGAUGCAGAUUUGAACGAAGAAUUAUGCAAGUGUUAUUCUAUAAAGAGUACUUUAUAUUCUAAGCUAGACAAUUUUUCAAAAGCAAUUGCUUGUGUUGAUCAAGGUCUUCAAAUUGCAUCUAGACUUUCAAAUAAAAAGUAUAUUGGAACAGAACUUUUAUGCCUUAAAGCUGAACUUUUAAUAGACAUAAAUGACUACCAGACUGCUAAGCGUGCAAUGAUAAAAGCAUACAAACUAAAAGUGCCUAUUAAAAAUGAAUUUGAAGAAGUAAUAAAAAAACUAAAAAUAAUUGUUGUCAUGUGUCAAGUUGAAAACAGUUUGCUAUUGGCGUCACAAAUAGAUUACGAGCAACGAAGACAAUUAAAUGAAAAACUGGGAGAUGCUUGCGUAGCACUAAAAAAAUAUUCUAAAGCAAUUACUUACUAUGAGAAAAUGUUGGAAAAUUCUGAACGUUGUGGUAUGACUGAUAAAAGUUUAAUACCUUGUUAUGUUUCACUAGCACAAACAUACAAAGAUAAUAAGCAAUACUACCAAGCAUUAGAAUAUUUUUAUAAAGAAUUGAAUCUUUAUAGUGAAAAUAGUAUUGAAGCUUGUAAAACUUUAUUAAAUAUUGCUGAUCUUAUGGAAUCUCAGUAUGAUCCGUUUGAUAAAAUUUUUUCAAUAUAUGAAAGAGCUCAACGUAUUGCAAAAAAAAAUAAUGAUGGAUACUUACAGCUAACAGCAGUUAAAGGAAUGAAGUGUUUAGCUGAAGACAGAAAUAAAUCAGAAUUAGUCAAUGACUUGAAAAAUGAACUAAAUAAUCUGCUUAAGUAUGAAACUGAUUCAGCAGAAGAUGAGUAUGAUGUUCCAGAUAUCUGGGAUGAUGUAUCACUAAAAGACCUUUCUGAUAUUGAUGAAGACGAAGAUGAUAAAAAAAGAAAGAGGCAUAAACAGACUACAAUACCAGAAAAGAAAAAUGAAAAAGGAGAAACUCCUAUCAUACCUGCAUGUGCUAAGGGUAAUGUUAAAUUAGUUUUAAGUUUAUUAAAACAAGGUCAUUCAGUAAAUGCAGGUGACGCUUUAGGAUGGACAGCUUUACACGAAGCUAGUAAUUAUGGAUAUGUUGAUAUUGUUAAUGUCCUUUUAGACCAUGGUGCUGAUAUUAAUAAUCGUGGGGGACCUUGUUGUGAAGGUAUUACACCUUUGCAUGAUGCUGCAGCGUGUGGUCACCUAGAAGUUAUAGAUUGUCUUUUAGAUAGAGGUGCAAAUCCUUUGGUUAGAACAAAUAAAGGAGAAACACCACUUGAUUCAUUGAUAGCUUGUCGUAACAGAGUAAUUUUAGAGGAAAAAAAGGAAUUAGAUUCAAAUAAAUUAGCUCAUUUUUGGUCAAUUGUAGAACGUCUUAGUGAAUGCUUACGAAAAGCUGGUCACACCCCACCUGUACCUUUGACUGAUGUAGAAGAAAUAUUAAAAAAUGGACAACAAUCCACUGAUAACUAUUUAGGAAUAAUACCUGAUAGUCAUAAGAGAUCAAGAAAACCGUAUAAAGAUAUUGAGGAUUUUGACAGAUUAGAGAGAAAAGAGAAAAAUAUUGAAUUUGAAGAUGUCUAUACGUCUGGUGCUGCAGAAGACUAUAAACAAACCAUUAGUCAGUUAAAAAAUCACAACAAGAGACGCCGAGAAAGUGAAAUACAGUAUGAAGUAUCAAAGCCGCCAUUGGUUGAAAAUUCAGCCGAUGAAUGGUUAGAAGAAGAUAUAAUUAUUAAGCCAAAAAAAAGAUAUUGUACUGAUACAAUUAAGAAUGAUUAUUCACCGAUGAAAGAAAUCAAUUUUGAAGAUAAAGACAAUUGGGUUAAUGAUGAAAAAUUUCCUGAUGUUUCUUCGGAUGUUGAGUCAGAUAAAGAAGUUCAAUGUUUUACACCAGAUUCUGAUGAAGACUUUGAUAAUAUUACUGUUAUUUUAGAUAAACAAAAAGAUUUAGUUAAAAAUAAGUAUAAGCCUCUAAUGCUAUCCACAAGUAAAAAAAAAUAUCAAAGUAAAUUAGAAAAUCAAGGAUUUUUAAAUAUAAAAAAUAUUUCACAGGAAAUUGAUGAACCAGCUCCAAUAUUUCAACAUGUGAAGAGAGAUGACACUUUGAGAAACAUUAAUCGUACAAUUAAGGUAAGGAUCGAGAAUAGAUUAUUCCUUGUACCAAUACCUGCAAGUGAGGAAAACAUUAAUUUAAAAUGGCUAUCUACUGAAGCUUCAAGGCGUUAUCAAAAACUUGAAGGUGUGAAUCCUAUUUUAAAUUUGACUACAGAUGAUGGAGCUUUAUUGGAUGAAAAUGAUCCUAUUGAUUUAGUUUAUGGGUUACAAGAAGUUUUGGGAAACAUUGUUGGAUGGAGUACAGAGACUCUGAUUGAAACUUAUAAAAAAUUAUGUGUGGAAUCAAAUACUACUUUCAAUGAACCCAUAUUUCAAUUUUUAGAUGUUCUACAGGCAACUGGAACUUUGGACAUGUCAGAUUAUGUAAUGAUGCCUAAUGUUUUAAAUAUAACACUGAAUGUGGUAUGCCAUUAUCAUAAUUUACAACUAUUGUGCUUGUCAGGCGUGGCUCUUGAAGAUAACGGAAUGAAAAUGUUAUCGGAAUACAUAUCUAAUUUACAGAGGUUAAUCAAACUAGAUAUAAGUUGCAAUAAUAUUAGUUCUAUAGGUAUAGGUUAUUGGACAAAUUCAAUAACUAAUAAUAAAUGGCUAAUUAAUCUAGAAUCUUUGAAUAUUAGUCAUAAUCCUAUUACUAAUGCAGGUCUAGCUCAUCUCCGUUUAAUUACUCAGCAUUCUACUAGUUUACGAUCUUUGUACAUUCGCGACAUAGAUAUUGACCACGAUUGUUAUGACUAUGCAUCAGAGCUUUACUUAGAUAAUAUUGAAGACUUGGACUUGAGUUUCAAUAUGUUAGGACGAACUGGAGUUUCAGGAUUUUUCAUACGACUGGACCCUAUGCGUUUAAAAUAUUUAAAUGUACGCAAUACGGGUUCAUCAAUGGUGCUACGAGAAUGCACGCUGUUUUUGGAGCGUAGUCAAGCGGAUUGCCUUCAUUCCAUAGAUUUAUCCAGUCUUGAUCUUGAAGAUGAAGACUUGGAUUUAUUGUGUAAUUGUUUGGAAUCUGCUGGAAAUUUACGGCAUAUAUGGCUAGCUGACAACCCAAAGGUUACUCAAAUGUGCAUAGACAGAAUCAAACAUUUAAGUGUCAAAUUUGUUCAUAUGGCUGGCUGUAAACCAGUUGAUAUUUCACAAUUUGAUUCUAUCGAUCUAAAACAAAUGUCUAUAUCUGGAUAUGGUGAUUCAACUUUAUUUAAAAAUGCUCCGUACAAUGUAAAAGUGUCGCUGUGAUUAAACAUUAUUUUUUAUAAAUUAUUUAUAACUUAUUUUUGUUAAAAAUAUAAUAGAACUUACU
Molecule: messenger RNA, 4295 nt
Organism: Rhopalosiphum maidis (corn leaf aphid)
Lineage: Eukaryota; Metazoa; Arthropoda; Insecta; Hemiptera; Aphididae
Product: tonsoku-like protein
Exons: 3
Coding region: 293-4231 (1312 amino acids)
Molecular function (GO): protein binding
Source: RefSeq, a predicted model, not a curated record